CAACUUGAACUGUUAAGUUCGCCUGGGUUUGCAACUGAAUUACGAAGGAUUCACGAAUCAAAGCGAUUCUUUGCGAGUGAUUUCUGAAAACACAGCAAACACUUUUCAACGAAAGAUCGAUCAUAACCGAGAUGGCGCUGCUAACGAGGAAUCUUUUCCGCAACUGGUGGGACGACAUGGAUCGCUACCAUCGCGAGCUCGACGAGCAUUUCAAACGUCUGGCAAUGACUAACAGAGAUGAUUACUGGCAGACACCGGCUAUCCCGUCCUUCAACGAGUUCUUCCUUCCAUGGAGGAACAUGAUGGAACGACUGGAACGCGAAGCGGGCGGUAACGCAUCGCUUGAAAGUAGCAACGAUAAAUUCCAGGUGAUCGUUGACGUGCAGCAGUUCGCGCCAGAAGAAAUUACAGUCCGUACAGACGACAAAUGCAUCACCAUUGAGGGUAAACACGAGGAGAAGAAGGACGAGCAUGGUUUCAUAUCGAGACACUUUGUGCGUCGCUACGAACUGCCACAGGGCUACGACAUCGGCCACGUGAAACCGAGCUUAUCGUCUGAUGGUGUUCUCACUGUCACCGUACCGAAACUUGUCCUGCCUGCUCCUGGCGAGAGAAUCGUACCUAUCGAACGAAGAUACGCGCCGGCAAUUAAAGCCACGUAAACCGUAAACGGAUCCUUCAUUCACGAUUUCCAAGUUUCUUUUUUUUUCACUCACCGUAUUUUCGUCAAGGGUAUUCGAACGAUUCCAUUAGUUUUUGUUGUAAACUUUUGUUUCUGUACGUAAUUUGUUUUUACUUUGUUACGUUUUGGGUAUUUCAGAUUUCAAUUACCGCGGAUAUCUAGAAUAUGAUUAACCUUGUCAAUGUAAAUUAAAGUCUGAUAAAAUGUAUUAUAUUUUUUUUUAACUUUAAAGCACAAUAUAUGUACGUGGAGAACACAUUUAACGAACUUGUACGAUUUAGCAUUGCGAAAUUAAUGUGUCUUCUGUGUAAGUUUCUUUAUACGGAUACUGUGCUUCGAUGACACCACGAAUUGUACACGCUAUUGUACUUUCUUAUAGCUUUUUUUUCCAAUAAAUAUUGAAUAA
Molecule: messenger RNA, 1088 nt
Organism: Dufourea novaeangliae
Lineage: Eukaryota; Metazoa; Arthropoda; Insecta; Hymenoptera; Halictidae
Product: protein lethal(2)essential for life-like
Exons: 2
Coding region: 132-662 (176 amino acids)
Biological process (GO): response to heat; protein refolding
Molecular function (GO): protein folding chaperone
Source: RefSeq, a predicted model, not a curated record